ACACAAGAAUUUUCCUGAGUAACUUCUCAGAGGAUCUGCUCCAGCAACUCGACAACAAUAUCCUCUGUUUGCUUCUUACAACAUCAAUCAAUCUGAAGAUCUGCCAAGGAGGAAAGGGGGAGGAAGCCAGGGAAAAGCAAAGUGAUGGUGUGAAGAAUGCCUCUUGGAAAAGAGCCUGAGCCAAACAAAUACGUGUGUGGAGAAAAACAGAGCUGAGAGCUGCUGGGGCAACCAGCAAGUCCAUCCUGGGGAGGUUCAGCAUCUCUGCUUUUACACUGCAAAGGACAAGCUUUGGAUUCCUUACAGACCUUCCCAUUAAGGCUCAAAGAUGAAGACUCCUCAGAGAAAUCUGAGUGUGCUGCAGCAAACUAAAAUCCUCCUGUGGAAAAAUGUGCUGAUCAAGUGGAGGAUGAGGAUGCAGAGCUUUCAGGAGUGGAUGAUGUCCCUGCUCUUCCUGCCACUCAUCUUCAUCGUGGGCAUCUUGACAAUGAGCAGUCGCUACCCUGAAGUGCCCUACAGCCACCUUGGGCAGUUGGAUGACCCUGCCUAUAAUGCCACUGACAAGACCAUUGCUUUCACACCCAUCACUGUGACCACAAGAGAGAUCAUGGACAAAGUGGCCCUGAAGUCAGUGUUAAAAGGUAUAAAAGUGAAGGCAAUGGAAAAUGAGAGAGCCCUGGAAGAAGCCUGGCUUUUGAAUGAAGAAAUGAUAGGGGUUGUAUUUAAGGACAACUUCUCCUAUCACCUCAGGUUUCCUACUUUGGAUGUGCCUAUUCCAAACGACAACUUUGACUUCAUAGAUACCUGCUACAAUUUCUCAGCCAUCUACUGCCAGAGCCCAAAGUACUGGUACAAAGGUUUCCUCUCCCUGCAGUCCAGCAUCGAUGCUGCUAUCAUAGAGUUGAUGGCAAAUCAUUCUGUCUGGGAAGAAAUGAAGUCCAUCGCUGGCGUCCGCAUGAGGUCCCGGAGCAUCAUCUUCUCCAUCACUGUAGAGUACAGCUACUUCAUGAUUACUGCUGUCAUGUGCUUCUAUCCACUCAUGUAUUUCUUAUCAGUGAACGUGGUGAGAGAAAAGAAGCUGCUCAAAGUGUUGAUGAAGACCAUGGGGCUGCAGGAUAUUGCCUUUUGGCUCUCCUGGAGUCUGCUCUAUGCUGUUUAUGUGAUGAUCCUCUCCUGCCUGCUGACAGCUCUCGUGGUGCAUGACAUUUUCCCCCUCAGCAGCUUUGCUCUGGUGUUCCUGCUGUUUUUCCUGUAUGGUCAAGCAUGUAUCCACCUGGUUUUCAUGCUCUGCUCCCUCCUGAGGACCUCCAAACUCGUCAGCUCCAUGGGGUUCCUCAUCACCUUUCUCUUUGGAUGCCUGAGCCUUGCAGUGCUGAUAGAAGAACUCCCAGAACCCCUGAAGUGGUUUCUUGGUCUCUCCUGUCCUUUUGCAUUUAAUGUUGGCAUUGCAAAGGUUUUCCACUUGGAAAAAUAUGGGAUGGGUUUUACUUUUUCUAACCUCAUGGAUGAAUCCUACUUUUUGUUUUCAACUUACAUUAUGCUGCUCUUUGACUCCAUCCUCUACCUCCUGUUAGCUUUGUAUUUCGACAAAGUCCUGCCAGGCAAAUAUGGCAUUCCUGAAGCCCCCUUCUUCUGCCUGAAGCCUUCCUACUGGCUACGGAGCAGGAGAGGUCCCACCAGGGGGACGUCUGGAAUGGGAGCAAGCUCGGAGGAUCACCUUGGUGACAACGUAGAGCCAGUGCCCCCUGAAUUCAUAGGGAAAGAGGCCAUCAGACUCAACAAUAUCAGAAAAACAUAUAAAAAGAAGGACAAGAAGACAGAAGCUUUAAGAGGUCUGUCCUUAAACAUUUAUGAGGGUCAGAUCACUGCCUUGCUGGGCCACAGUGGGGCUGGCAAGACAACCCUGCUAAACGUGCUCAGUGGGUACACUUUGCCUUCUGAAGGCUCUGCCAGCAUAUAUAGCUACAAACUCUCUGAGAUAGGAAACAGAGAAGAGAUUGGAGAGAUGAUUGGCAUUUGCCCACAGAUCAACACACACUUUGAAGUCCUAACAGUGAAAGAGAACUUGAAAACCUUUGCAGAAAUCAAGGGCAUCAAGGCCAAAGAGGUGGAGAGAGAGGUACAAAACAUUUUGGAGCUGCUGGAUAUCAGUAACAUCCAAGACAUUCAAGCUGAGAAACUGAGUGGUGGGCAAAAAAGGAAGCUCUCCAUUGGCAUAGCCAUGCUUGGAAACCCCCAGGUUUUGCUGCUGGAUGAGCCCACAGCUGGGCUGGAUCCUCUUUCCAGGCACCGUGUGUGGAGCCUCCUCAAGGAGCACAGAGCUGGCAGGGUGAUCCUGUUCAGCACCCAGUUCAUGGAUGAGGCUGAUAUUCUGGCAGACCGCAAAGCUUUUAUCUCCCAGGGGAGGCUGAAGUGUGUUGGAUCUUCUCUGUUCCUGAAGAAAAAGUGGGGGCUUGGCUAUCAUUUAAGGAUCCACGUCAGUGAGUCUUGUGACCUGCAGAAUGUGACCUCUCUGGUGAAGCAGUACAUCCCCAACGUCAUAUUCUCAGGACACAGGCAACAUGAGCUGAGAUACAAACUGCCACUAGAAUAUGUGAACAAAUUCCCAGAUCUGUUCAUUGGUCUGGACAGCUUCUCUGACCAGGGGAUUCUCAAUUAUGGAGUCAGCAUGACAACCCUGGAGGAUGUCUUCCUGAGGCUGGAGGGAGAAGCCACAGUGGAUCAAGAAGAUGAGCACGGCCCCGGGGAGGAGUGGGGAGAAGCAGGACCACGGUGCCCCGACGAGACAGAGCUGAGCUCCCUGCUGCUGGCGGGCGCUGGGAAGGCGACGCUCAGGGGCUGGGCGCUCUGGAGGCAGCAGGUCUCUGCCAUGGCCUGGGUGCACUUCUUACACCUGAAGAGCUCAGCGAAAAACCUGCGCUCAGUCCUGCUGCUCUAUGUGGUUUUCCUGCUUCCUCUGGUUUUGCAACUCUCCUUGUUUGGUGCCUGGCAGAGCGUCAGCAGCUGGCAGCUCUCCUCUGCCCGCUACUUCGUGCCCCUGGGGCAGAGAGCUCACUCUCAGAUGACCACCCUCCUGCUCCAAAAUGACACAGGCAGAGACAUUGAAGACUUCAUCCAUUGGCUGGAGAGCCAAGACCUCACAGUGGAAAUAGCCAAUGAGGAAAACAUCACAGAGGACCUGAACCACAAUGGGGCCAUCAAAGUCUCUCACAAAGAUCAGAGCUACAGGUUCACUGUGCUGUGCCACAUGGAGGCCAUCAACUGCUUCCCCGUGCUCGUGAACGUCAUUAGCAACGCGCUGCUGAGAGCCAUCAAUUCCACCCACCACAUUCGCCUCUGGAGUCAUCCAUACUUCUCUCUACUUUCUCCACGCUUCUGGGACUAUUUUAUCCACUUUUACAUGGGCUAUAUGGUGGUGUUGUUCCCUGGCUUCCCUCCUCUCUUUGCAACAGGCUACAUGCAGGAUUACAAGGUGGGAGCUCGUGCCCAUCUGCGCAUCUCGGGGCUCUUUCCCUCAGCCUACUGGUGUGGCCAGGCACUGGUGGACAUCCCAAUCUGCUGGAUCCUUCUCUUCUCCAUGUUUGGGCUUCUGUUUGCAAUGAGCAAGAGGAUUUCUGUGAAGGCCAGCAGUUUCUUCUCUCUGGUCACAUGUUCCUUGGGUUAUGGAAGUUCCAUCAUUCUCCUGACCUACCUGAUCUGCUUCGCCUGCCGCAAAGGACGCAGCUGUGACUUCUGGUCCUUUGUCCUGAUAGUGGUUUGCUUUGUUUCUACUGUCAUCAGCAGAAUCCUGGCAUUCCUUGAGUAUGAUGCUGCCCUCCACACUUUGAGCCUCUUGAACCCUCUAUAUCCCCUGGUGGAUGUCAUCCUCAACUCCCACCAGUUUUUUAUGGAAGCCUAUUGGGAUCCAGAGGGCAAUGUGCUGGUAGCUGUCUUUGCACCUUUUAUCCAUUCUGUGGCCUUCAUUUUCCUCCUUCGAUGUUUGGAGAUGAAAUAUGGAAGAUCAGUGCUGAGGCAGGACCCAGUGUUUAGGAUCUCCCCAAGACAAGAAAUCAGCCACCAGCACUCGGAGGAGCCUGAAGAGGAAGAUGAAGAUGUUAAAGCUGAAAGAGCAGCAGUGAGAAAUGCCAUAGCAGCUCCAAGUCAGGAGGAGAAAUCAGUCAUCAUUGUCAGCAACCUGUGCAAGGAGUAUAACACAAAGCAAAGUGGUUCUGUUUUUAAGAAGAAGAAGAAAAUGGCCACCAGAAAUGUUUCCUUCUGUGUUAAAAGAGGAGAAGUAUUAGGACUUCUGGGGCCCAAUGGAGCUGGAAAAAGCACAGCCACCAAAAUGAUCAUUGGAGACACAAGCCUGACUGCUGGGCAGGUGCUGAUGAAGGAAGGAGAUGGAGAAGCCUCCCACCCCCAGGAGCACACACCUGCCUUCCUGGGCUACUGCCCACAAGAGGACCCACUCUGGCCAGGCCUUACCGUGCAUGAGCACCUGCGGACCUACGCAGCUGUGAAAGGGGUGAGCAGGGAGGACAUAGCUGCUGCAGUCAACAGAGUGGUGGAUGCUCUGCAGCUGCAGGAGUACCUGAACAAGAAGCUGAGGAAGGUGUCUGCUGGGACAGCCAGGAAGCUCUGCUUCGCGGUGUCCGUGCUGGGCAACCCCACGGUCCUGCUCCUGGAUGAGCCCUCGACUGGCAUGGAUCCCAACGGGCAGCGCCGUGUCUGGAAAAUGAUCAGAGCUGCCCUGAGAAGCAAGGAGACAGGAGCCAUCCUGACGACACACUACAUGGAGGAGGCGGAGGCUGUGUGCGACCGCGUGGCCAUCAUGGUGUCUGGGCAGCUAAGAUGCAUCGGCUCCAUUCAGUACCUGAAGAACAAGUUUGGCAAAGGCUACCUACUGGAAAUUAAAGUCAAGGAUCCAGAGCAGAGUGACCUUCUCCAUGCAGAGGUUUUGAGGAUUUUCCCAGGUGCAGCCCGCCAGGAGAGGUUCCCCUCUUUGCUGGUCUAUAAGGUCCCAAUGGAAGAUGCACUGCCCCUGUCUCAGUCUUUCUCCAGGCUGGAGGAAGCCAGAAGAAACUUCAGCCUCGAGGAGUACAGCUUCUCUUUGAAUACUUUGGCUCAGGUGUUUUUGGAACUCUCCAGAGAGCAGGAAAAGGAUAAUUUUGACCUGACUUUGGAUGGAGCUUUUGACUGGAAACAGCUUCAGCAGGAGGACUGCUGAAGAGCCAAGCUGCUCCCUUGCCCAUCGCUCCACAUUAACCAAGCUGCCACAGUACCGCACACACUCACUGCCGCUACCAGCGCACCGCAGGGAGGAGGAGCAGGCUCUGCCUUUCCAGCCAGCUCCUUGCCACAGCAGAAGGCAUCUCCCCUGGACUCUGCAGGUGUCAACACUGAGCCCUACCCCAAGCUGCAUUUCCAGUGGCUGCUUGAUGAACUGGUUGCUGAAACGGUGCACUGGUAGAGCUCUUGUCAAGCAGAGCAGGAGGGCAGAGAGGUUUGCAGACAGAAGGGUCACAGCCCAUGCGUGGGGGACACAGGUCCUGCUCUACUCAGUGGAUCUGGGUGCAUCAGGGGAUCUGGACACACUGCCAGCCUUUUGGGGUCGUCUACCACCACUGCCUGGGACAAUUUGCUUUUGAGGAGCUGAAGGACAAAGUGUUGAGAUUUGCACUCUAUUUUUAUGCCCUCUCAAUAAAUGUCUCUUGUUAGAAA
This is a messenger RNA of Pogoniulus pusillus (Red-fronted tinkerbird), 5700 nucleotides long. Its product is annotated as ATP-binding cassette sub-family A member 10-like. Gene Ontology annotation, molecular function: ATP binding; ABC-type transporter activity; lipid carrier activity. The transcript has 39 exons. Lineage: Eukaryota; Metazoa; Chordata; Aves; Piciformes; Lybiidae. The record is from RefSeq and is a predicted model, not a curated record. Gene Ontology annotation, cellular component: intracellular membrane-bounded organelle; membrane. Bases 329 to 5206 code for a protein of 1625 amino acids. Gene Ontology annotation, biological process: transmembrane transport; lipid transport.